CAGGCAAAUCUUUGCAGCCCUCAGAGUCUUGUGCCGUUCAUCGCUGUGAGUUUAGCCAGCUGUCAGUUUGUUCUGUGGCCUCAACAUUUGUGUUUUCUCUCAGUGUUCACAUGUUAGGGAGUUUAUAAUAAAGGCUUCGUUUGUCAAAAUGCCCAAAGGAGGUAAGAAAGGUGGCCACAAGGGUCGCGUGCGGACGUACACCAGCCCAGAAGAGAUAGACGCUCAGAUGAAGGCAGAGAAGGAGAGAAAAAGGCAAGAGCAGGAAGAAGAGGAGCAGGAGGGAGCAGCUCAGAAUGACACGGCAGAGGAGAAGUUACCAGCAUCAGGAUCAGAGGAUAGCGAUGAUGAAAAUUCACAGAGGAGGAGAGCAGGUGUGGAGGGCUUGAUAGAAAUCGAGAACCCCAACAGAGUGGCUCAGAAGUCCAAGAAGGUGACGCAGAUUGAGCUGGAUGAACCUAAGCAGUUAUCAAGGAGAGAGAGAGAAGAGAUUGAGAAGCAGAAAGCGAAGGAGCGGUACAUGAAGAUGCACUUGGCAGGGAAGACAGACCAGGCCAAAGCCGACCUCGCUCGCCUUGCCAUUAUCCGGAAACAGAGAGAGGAGGCGGCAAAAAAGAAAGAAGAAGAGAAAAAAGCAAAAGAAGCAGCAGCAGCAGCAGCUAGAGGAAUAAACUCCCUCUCCCUGAAAUGAUGCAGAGUAUUUAUCAGAGGCAUUUUCACAUGUUUGUGGACUGGCGCAAUAUAUAUAUAUGACUAUUUUUAAAGGAAGAGCUAUGAAGAGAUUAUUUGACAUUACUGUAACAUACAUUUAACCAUUUGGAAAAUGGUUGAGGAGUCACCAGUGGAGAGGGGUUGUGUAUGUUUUGGCAUGGAUUAUGGCCUCGUUGAUCCUUCCAGGAAGUACAGCUACAAUUGAGAAUACAUCGGUCUUCGCGUACACUUGGAAUAAACCCCGUCUAACCAAUAAGCUUGUACAUGAUAUUAAUAAUGAUUAUACUUAUCAUUGUACAAUUCCAACUUUGCUAACUCAGCUUUGCCACCAUGUUUUUUUGGGAUCUUACAUACAUGUAUAUAACUGACUCAUGAAAAUAUUUCAGAUUAAUAUGAUGAAACCAGAGAAAUGUGUGUGUUCAUUUCUUUGUUUGCUUUAUUCCUUUGUGAGAAAAUGGUCACAUGGUUUGGAGCAGGCUUUCUCAACCUCAGGUGCCAGAGUCCACGUUGGAUCCAACUGAUAUGAAAAUGAAAUGAGUCAAUAUUGCAGAUGUUUAUUUUAGAAUAGAAGAGGUCAAAUGUGGCAGUUCACAGAAGGCUCUGAAACACCAUUUAACAGGAUGACAUUUAUACAAAAUAUAAGUGAAGAGGUAAAUCAGUGAAAUGGUUUAAUAAAAUUAAAAUGAGCUAA
Messenger RNA from Lates calcarifer (barramundi perch), 1399 nucleotides. RefSeq names its product pdgfa associated protein 1b (gene pdap1b). Gene Ontology annotation, cellular component: cytosol. The record is from RefSeq and is a predicted model, not a curated record. Lineage: Eukaryota; Metazoa; Chordata; Actinopteri; Centropomidae. The transcript is spliced from 6 exons. Bases 149 to 688 code for a protein of 179 amino acids. Gene Ontology annotation, molecular function: RNA binding.